Molecule: messenger RNA, 3673 nt
Organism: Papaver somniferum (opium poppy)
Lineage: Eukaryota; Viridiplantae; Streptophyta; Magnoliopsida; Ranunculales; Papaveraceae
Product: N-terminal acetyltransferase B complex auxiliary subunit NAA25-like
Exons: 18
Coding region: 1-2190 (729 amino acids)
Source: RefSeq, a predicted model, not a curated record
AUGGUUCUAAAUGUUCAACAGGUGGUGGAGGGGGCAAGCACCUCAUCUGAUCCUUUCAUCCCUCCUGGUUUUGAAAAUCAAAAUAGAUUUCAUGCCUUUGAAAAAGAGGAGGCGGUUGCAACAUCCCAUUUAGUUUUGGAAGACUCCGAUGCAAGCAUCACUAAACCGUCGUCGUCUGAACCAACUAUAAAAUCUAGUAAAAAACUGGGGAUAAAAGCUAAAGUAACAGAUAAAGUGCAUAGUUCAAAGACUAAAGAGGAUGAGGAGGUUGAAACUUCUAAACUAGUUGUCUGUGAUUCUGAGGUAAGUACAUUCCAGUCAUCUUUGUCUGAACCUAUUUUUGGUUUGAAAAGAUCCGUGAGCUCCAAAACCAAAGUUACGGGUCUCUUUCUUGUCGGUUCUUUGAAUUUGAAAGUUAAAGGUAUGCCGAAAUCCUUCAGUGAUCCCAAUCAAAUUUCAGCGGUAGACCUCGCAGAGCUUGGCACCAUGAUGGGGAUGGGUUUUCCUUCUUCAAGGGAGCAUCGUCAAGAUAUGUUUAAAGGUCUUGAGGAUAAUCAUAAAGAUCUUAGAGAGUUGCAGGAUUCUUCUUUUUCUUCAACAAUGGUAACGACAGGGGAUGAAGUAAUCAGUCAAGAGAUGACCCAGCUGAUGACUGAUGUUUUAUAUGCUGCACCACCUUCAACAUUGUUAGAGGAGGCUGAAUUACUAAAAAAGUGCAAACGGGCUAUCGAUGCUGUGCAGAAACUCGAGAUAGCACUUUCCUGGCAGGUAUGCUUUGCCUAUAUUCACAAAAGAAUGGGACGGCCUCUAGAGGAACAAAAGCUCGUGAAACUCGCGAUGGAUGUUGCUGAUAAGUUGGCCAAAGAUCCAGAUGAUACUUUCAAUGGAUUAGUGCAUUAUCUUUUUAACUGUAUAGGUUAUGGUGUUGAUGUCUUAGCUGCCUGCUAUACACGGCUUCUUAAUGAGAAAGAGGAAGAGAAGAAAAAGAAAGAGAAAGACAAGGUUAAUGAGACAGAGAAUGAGAAAGACAAGGACAUUGAGCUCCUGUUAUUGCGUCUCUUCAGAUGCAUAUUGCGUAGGAUUUCCCAAACAAAUGAAGAAUUAGCAAAGUAUAGACUAUGGGAGGCUUGUAGUUAUAUUCAACAGGUACCAAGAGAGGCGGCACUACUUAAACCUCAUGAGAGAACAAGACAGUUGGAAUCAACAGAUGAGUCACUACUUAAACUAGCAAAAGCCUGUUUUGAAGAGUCGUCUAAGAAAAUUGAACUGAAGGAACCGGAUGCCCUUCUCUUCAUUUCGAUGCUAGAAAAUCUGGAGGAAUAUAGCGAUGCGCUUAAAAUCCUCAAAAAGUUGCCACCUAAAGAUGAGACGCAACGCAUAAAGGGACGGCUUCUUGCUCUUCAAAAGAAUUAUUCUGAUGCUACUGCGGUCUUUCAGGGGUUACUCGAGAAGGGCACUAAUGAUUGGAAGUGCUUCUUAGACUAUCUGGACAGUUUGUUGGAGGAUGCCAGCAGGUGGUCUACUAGGACCGAAGAUGAUCAAGCUCUUCCAAGACCUUUGUCUAGAGAAAAAUUAGAAACUGCAUCCGCUUUUGUGAAAAAAUUGCAGCAGUCGACUGUCCCUUACUGGGCAGAUAUCGAAAUUGAGUUCAGGAAAUCAUUUCUCGACGGGGUUAUUAGGCAUGAUGGGAUGCAGUUGCCUAUUUGCAAGUACUUUGACAGAUUCGGUCACUUGCCUACCUUCAUCUCUGAUAUUGAGAAGUUCCUCGAAGUCUUGGUCCUGGAAGAAAGGAGAACAUUAUGUGGGUGUCUUCAAACAUAUCUUGGGGAGGAUAAUGACGAGUCGCGUAGUAUUCUGAAAAGGAUUACCUUCUCUGGCAUUGAAGAAUGGUUUGGGUUCCCGUUUGAGUUAUCUAUCAAGGAUAUUGCAACAAGAAAUUUAAAGAUAGGAGAUACGUAUGUUAAAAAUCUUCAAUACAAAGAGUACCUGGAUUUCAGGGAGGGACAAGAUCUCUACAUGGCAUGUAAUGCGCUGGUGCAGUUGUUCUGGCGCACCAAGAAUGUUGGUUACCUGGUGGAAGCAAUCAUGGUUCUGGAAUUCGGCUCAGAAGAACCACAGAUCCUGUUGGCAGUUCACAACUUCAUUGAUGCACUUAUACACUUACAUCGGCGCACUACCUUUGGCCCUUGAAAGGUACCAAGCCCUGAAUGUAAAUAACAUCCUAUGGGAAACAUUCUGGGAGCAUAUAAUGCCAGGAAUGUUGGCGUCACCACAUUUGGAAGAUUUAGGUGGCGUCUUACGCCUUUAUUCAGGUUUUAUGGAUCACCAUCUUUCUGAUGUACGGGAACGCACCUUUGACGCGUACGCCACUGGUGAUCACGCACUUGCAAUCAAGUUGGGUUAUUUCACGAGGCGGCUUAAGACAUCUCAUCAGUAUGUGAUAUCAGAAGUUGAAAGCAUGGUAUUAGAGGUGAAGCACUCAGUAGAAAAGUUUGGGAAACUAAAGGAGAUGAAGUCCUGGAGUGAAGAACUCCAGAAGCAGUUUAUUGAAAAAGCAAAUCUGUGACUUUGAACGAUGACCCACGAUCAAGACCUUGGUGGACACCCACUCCUAAUGUUAAUCACCUUAAAGGGACAUUUGAUGGUGAAAAUGUGGUUUACAAAAAUCGAAAAAUGCAGUGUGAAUCGUUAAGGAAAAGUUACUGGUCUCGAACUAUUGAGAGGAGGUCUCUGCUUCUUAGCCUGAUCACUUAUGCUCUCCAGUCUCCUCCAGUAUGUGGGAUGAAAGUAUUCUCUAAUACUUCCCACAAAAUUUUAAAGCUUCAUGAGAUUAAUAAUAAAUAUUUGGAAAGCCUUGAGCUGACUCGUGAUGAAGCAUUAGAUUUGAUUACUAAAGUUGCAGAGGGCAAGCCGUUUGAGAACGAAAAGGUAGAUAUUAUCAGUUUGAUGACCUAUGGGGUCUUCAGCUCAGAAGAUACUGUUCAACUUGAUAUGGUGAGUCGGAUGAUUUCCACGUUCGUAGCUGAUAAGCUCGAGGACAAGCAAUUGCCGAUAAGCUUUCGAGGAGAUGAUUUAGCACUUUUGUCUCAAAUAGUUGCAGAACCUUUAGCCUGGAUGAAUCUUCUGUUUGAGGUCUGUAUCGAGUUCUAUGGGUCCAAGUCAAAGAAUCUCAAGAGGAGUAACAAGGAACUCAUAGGCAAUACAUUUAUCCAGUCAAUUAAAUGUUUGAUUGGUGAGUCCACUAAAAUAAUAGAUGGCAUUGAAGCUGCAUUGAAUAAAGAGCUUGCCGUUCCAUCAACUGGGUGGCAGGAUUUUCUAUCUUCAGGAGUCGAGGAAAAAGAGACUGGUCCAGGGCAGUUUAUCAAAAUUCUAGAGACAAUGUGUGCCUCUUCAAAUGUACCUACUAUUCAAGAUGUAAAAAGAGAGUGGAGCUGCAAAACUGUAAAAGGGGAGAUAUUGUCGGCCCAGAGAAAGACUUUGGAGGGGAUUUAAUGAUCUGCAAAUCGAAGAACCAUCUGAGAGUUUUAAAAAAGAGGAAACUUUAAAAAUGUGUUUUGAAAUUAUAACCUUCUAAGUUCAGAAGUAGCUAGAGUUUCGACAGUAGGACGGAUAAUAAUCUUUUUGUGUACAUAUAAAAAUGUGUAGCUUCAAAUUAACCAAGGUUGCAACUUCA